AUGGCUGUUGAGACAACAACUGAACUAAAUACCAACUAUACUGAGAUAAACGAGAAUACUAGAAUGGAAACAGCAACCUCUGAAUUAGAGCUUGAGAAUAAUAACCCAAACUUCAACCAGUCUUCAGAGACUUUUCAAAAUAAAAAUAAGGUCUGCAGCAACCAAGAGAAUAUGGUCAUUGACCCUCUAGCAACAUUGUACAACAAUGCAGAAAUAUCAGAAAAUGGUACUCAAUUAGAGGAAACUGAUGAAGGAAGCAAAACACAAUCAGGUUCUGGAUCAGCCUCAAAGGCUUACAGACCUUAUUAA
Ambispora leptoticha is the source of this 309-nucleotide messenger RNA. NCBI's taxonomy places the organism in Eukaryota, Fungi, Glomeromycota, Glomeromycetes, Archaeosporales, Ambisporaceae. The record is from the annotation of a GenBank genome assembly.